AUGACACCAAUGCUUGCAAAUGUUUAUUUUAAAUCUAUGUCACCGAAAUUAAAAGUACUUGCUGGUCUCGAGCCCCUAAUGAAAGGCGGAGGAAGUGAUUGGUACAUACCACCAGCAGAUUUACUACAAGGAAGACUAGUAAUGAAACCUCUCCAUAGGAAAUUUUUGUCAAAGUUAAAUUUUAGCGGCAUUGACUAUUUCGGUGAAAGAAUACUCAAAGAACAUCGUGAGAAAAUGGAAGAAGAAAAACAGAAUGCUUUACUUGAAAAUGAUAGAAAUUGGAAGGAAAUGAUUGAGAGGAGUUGUUGCCAAUACUGGGAUGACAUAUCAAAAGAACAAUCUAAAGAAAAUACUUCAAAAAUUCAACAGGCAUUUCAUGAAUUCACCACAUUGUAUGCGACUUCUAUAACUAAAAUAGAAGCUAUUCUUUCUGACGCAGCUACCAAAGAAAUCGAGCGUGUCAAGGAAGAAGCGUUCAAUAAAAUGGCUUUUCAAUACGAGACUCUGUUGAAACAACAAGCUACAAUGCUAUAUGACAGAUAUACAAAUAAACUAUUAAAAGAGAAAACUAAACAAAAGGAGCAAUUUAUAUCUGCAAUUGAAAAUUGUAAAACAGAGAUGGGAAAUAAACUUCAUGACAUUAAUGUAGAAAAACAUGUUGCAAUAGAAAAGCUCCGCAUCAUCUUGGAAUGUCAGAAUUUAGCUUGUCAAGUAUAUGUGGCAUUAAAAGAACGAGAAGAAUGUAAAAAAGAGAUAGAGUUGGCGAAGCACGAACAUAAAAAGAAAAUUAAAGAAUUUUCUGCAAUAAUGAAAAUGCAAGAUUUAGAAAUCAGUCUUGCAAAAGAAAAAGAAAUGAGGAGAAAAGAAUUCAUUCAGGUUUGGCAAAAGAAAGUUUGCCAUGUUGUAAAGAGGUUUCAGGAAUUUGUGAAAUAUUGCUUAAAUACGUUGCCAGAACAAGCAGAUUUCUUUAUAAACAUGGAAAAAUUAAUGCUUUUACAACUCAGCGAAACACUAGAUAAUCCAAGUGUCGAAAGCAUAUUCAUUCCCGAAGAAGAGACCUUUAAAACUCCAGUUCCGAAACCACAUCCAUUCUACCUCUUUUGUGAUAAAGGAUAUAAACCAAAUAUAGAAGAUAAUCUGUGUCCCAAGCAUUGUACAUCUAGUGCAUCGCAGCUGCCGGUAAUUGUUGUUAAUAAAAAAUGUAUUUACUCAGCUUGUGAUAACUUUUAUAACUUUGCCGAAAAAGUGCAACAGUUAAUAGAAAGUCGACAUGACGAAGAUUUAGUUGAUGACCAUGACUACAAAUUUGAUAUUCCAAUUAAAAGUACGUCGUCAGACCAGCUGAGGGAACUGAAAUUGGAGAGUUCCUUAAUGCAGCUCUUACAAAAAGAAUUUCCUAAUCCGAGAGAUGUUCAAAUCGAAUGUUGCGUGUGUAAAAUACCUACAUGUUAUUGCGAUAGCCCAGUCAAGAAAUCGCCUCAUAGGGCUGUGGAAGAAUCGAAUGAAAUAGAAAUAUGGCAGCGGAAAGACUUUCGUCCAAAAAUAAUUCCAAGAAGUAUUGAACUCGAACACGAACGAGAGCCAAAGUGGGAAAGUUAUUUACAAUAUAUGCUGCCCAAAAAAUGUCAAUGUGCCAAGCGGAUUAAAAAAGGUUUGAAAGAACAUCUUCCUGCUUAUAUGCGAAAUAUGUCAACAUACAAUGCACCGGAUUUGCCAAAUUACGAAACAUGUACAUUGGACAAACUAAAAAAGUUAGUUAAAAGAAGUAGAGGGCGAAGACCUCCGGAAGUGGAAACUGUUUCUACGGAAUCUAAAUCUAAAGAUGUUAGCACGCAAUAUUCGGAUCAGGAAUUCGAAUUUAUGUGUACUUGUUUCUCUGACGAAGAAGCUGAUAAAGUCAACUUCUAG
Vanessa atalanta (red admiral) is the source of this 1908-nucleotide messenger RNA. RefSeq lists its product as uncharacterized. Bases 1 to 1908 code for a protein of 635 amino acids. The record is from RefSeq and is a predicted model, not a curated record. Lineage: Eukaryota; Metazoa; Arthropoda; Insecta; Lepidoptera; Nymphalidae. The transcript has 2 exons.